Messenger RNA from Zootermopsis nevadensis, 4751 nucleotides. RefSeq lists its product as uncharacterized. Lineage: Eukaryota; Metazoa; Arthropoda; Insecta; Blattodea; Termopsidae. The record is from RefSeq and is a predicted model, not a curated record.
AAGGGGUGAAAUAUGUGUAAUCCCUGGUGAUGUUUACCUCAGUUUGGAUAUGUAAGUGAAGUUGAUUCCAUUUAGUGGCCAGGAAAGUGAAUUACACAAACGAGUAGUGCGCUGAUAAUCAUCUUAUCCUGGUGAAGCUCACGGGAAUUCAGCUGUGUAAAUGAAUUCAUAUUGUUUAUUAAUCUGUCACUUUGUGUUCUUGAAAGGUCAAAGGCCACUACUACGAAACGGACAUGUUACUCUUUAUACACAGGAACGGAAUUAUAAUGCCACAGUAGCAAUUAUUUGUAGUACUUAACAGUAAUUCAAUUUCCAGAGCGUAUUAAUGUACGAUGACUAAGGUUAUGUCGAAAUCACUGUCGUUGCGAACUUCAUUAACCUCAAGCAAUCGCUACGAUUAAAAGACUCGAGUAAUCGACAACUGCUGAUGAAGUAUGUUGUAAGUGGAGAACGAUAGAACGUACCCGGACAUUAUAAGUGACAAAGGAAAAUGUGUGUCAUCGAGGGGAAAAGUACGUGAAGAAAAUUAACUACUCUUUAUAAUUCGAAAAAUUAGAACGUAACUAAAAUGAAACUUGUUUGCAGGCCAACGAGACUGAACAUAAAAGAAUAGUGAGAGUUAAACAAGCAAAUGUUAAUAAACUAAAUUUUCAGAUCGUAAAUGCAGUGGCCAUAUUGUGAAGCAGUUGUACCCGUGUUAUUAACUAUCGUGUGGUGGUGAUGCAUGUUAUGUUAUUUAUUAUCUUGUGAGGACAUUGCCAGAAGUGGAAAAGACGAGAAUUCUGCUACAUGAAUCAGUCACACUAGACGGAUAUUUGGCACCACGUGAUGAUUUGACUAUUGUGUGGGAUGCAGAGACGCACGGCUCACAAGACGGAGAACGCCUUUUGGGUACUGCGAGGCAGCAAACUACUGAGUUGGUCCAGCCACCGGGUCGCCAUCUUCUGUGACGUCAUACGUUCUCAUCGCAGUCGUAGGUACCAGCAUCUCCGAGCAGCAAACAACGCAGAAGUCCUACGCCGAUAGCUCGUCGCCCUGGGAACGUCAAACCUCGGAUCCGUCUGACGGGAACCCACAGACCAUCAGUAAGAUGUGAGAAUCUUCGGCCAGCGUCGCGGGUGAGAAUUCCCUCGACGGUCAGCCCGUGGGUACUCCUGUACCAGGUAGGAGCAUCGUCACUUAAUGCCCACCGCCUGACGAAUAUGUUGACGUCGGUGUCCUGACCCAUAACAGUCAAUGUCACUGGCUCCUGUAUUCAGGACGACGUGUCGUUUGGGCCUGGAAUCCGUACGAAUCGCUUGUCUGGGUCCUGCGCCCUCGAAAUACGAGCCCGUGCAGGAUGUAAAGAUCACGGUGGCGAGAGGGGAAGUGGCGGUAAAGCUCCGCGCUGUCUUAACCUCGUAUUAAGAUGGAGGGCUGAUGUAGUGGUCUACCAACCAACCAACCAAAAAGGUAACUAAGGGCAGAGUCUUCUUGUGCACUAAACGCAUUGCUUGGGAGCGAACCCCUCGCAGAGAUCAGCCUAGAAUUCCAGUCCGUGUGCUUCGCGUUGAGGUCACCAGCCACUAGGACUGGGAUCCCCCCGCUCAGGCACUCGGUCCAGGGCCGCGUAGGCGAGAGAUAUGCCACCACGAGCUUCACUGUCCUGGUCGCCAUCACUAGGUGAAUGGCAGAGGCCUGCAGGAGCUGCAGACCCGUGCCCCUGCGGACGAGGAUCGCUGUGCCUCCCCCCGGCGUCGGGCGGUCCAUCCCCGACCCGACGCUAGAUGCGUCUCGUUCAGGAGGCAAACAUCGACACCGAGGAACUGUUCCAGCUCCACCUUCCUGCCGGGAACACCAUCGGCAUCCCAAAGCUUUUCCCCCGUACGUCCUAGGCCUCGUACUCAUACUCUGCUACGAUGAGGAUUACGGUUUUGAGUAGCUGUCUUGCUGAAUAGGGUCUGAAGGUCUAGGAGAAAAGGAACUGGCCAAUCACAGUCGAGGAAUGAUCCGACGGUGAAUAUAUGGACUGUAUCUUUUGUUCGACCGUCAGCUAUGUCGUAACCACAUACAAGAUUACGUGGCAUUGCAACGCAGAUGAUUACAAUCGAUUUCCAAUAAUCGUUACAAAUCAUCCAACUGUUCAAGGCCACAUAUUCCAUAUGGUUUUUAACGGCUUUGUUAGAAAGACAAGAAUUACAUAAAUAUCAAGAGAGGUUUGAUUUUAUACAAACCAAACGAAACCCGUUAAAAGUAACUUCGUCUUGUACGAACAAAGGAGGUAUAGUAACUAUGAUACGCAACAACGGGUCGUGGACAUUCUUUAAAUUUACUUUCUUUGUUAGUUAGAUUCCAACAUAAAUUAUACAUCACCGAAAAUAUUUGUUUUUUAAUUUAAAACAAUUGCGCACUCUUGUGCCAGUGUUUAGAAGCAAUUUGAGAUGAAGUGUGCUCUUACGCGGAUAACUGUUCUGCACAUGUGUGUUUACGUAUUCAGAGGCAUACAACAUUGAGAUGGCUGCUGUUAGGUGACAUAGGAUUCUACACCGUUAAUGUAUCCACAUAAUAGAGAGAAUGGAUCGUAAUUUUAGUGACAUGUACCAGAAAGAUGCAGCAGCAACCUGCAAUACCACUACACUAGGGACUCUGAGUGGGAACGAUAAUGUGACAAGCAGCGAUCAGCUGGAAUCGGACGUCUUGCUGUCAAUUAAACAAGAGCAAAUGGAUGAAGACAUUCAUUUCUCUGAUGGCACUCCCCUUGGAGAUGGUAGUAAGAAGUUCUUUGAAUUGACACCAGUGGAGGUUGAUGUGCGAGAAUCAUUUACCAACUAUGAUGCUAAUACUCAUCAGGACAACAGUGAUGACCGCAGCACGCGCACGGAGCGGAAAAUGUCGGGAAAGUGGUCCGAGGAGACUACUCUCAAAUUCAUUAAAGAAUACAGACAGCUUGAAUGUCUCUGGGAUGUCAAGUCUCCGUCGUACAGGAACAAGGCCGUGCGUGAUGCUGCGUACAUGAAGCUUGCGGAUCGCGCCAGCUUACCUGGCUUCACUGUUCAGGAGGCUAAGAACAAGAUCAAGAACCUGAGGUCAACGUACAGUCAGGAGUUGAAGAAGGUGAAGCACUCUAAGAAGUCUGGUUCUGAUGAAGUAUAUCAGCCUUCACUAAUUUGGUACAAGGAGAUCGAUGCCUUCCUCGGUCCUGUCAUCGCUAGUAGGGACGCACAAGCACCGACAGAAGCAGAUGUCACCUGUGUGAUGGAAGAAGGCAUCACAGAAAAUGAAGACACUUUGGAGGGAAACUUGCAGGGUCUCUCCCCAUCCCACUCACAACUUUCAACACCCACAGAAUCUGCCGAUGCUCAAUCUGACAGGAAGUCAGUUAAGCGAAACCUUCCAAAUCCUCCACCGCAAACCAUGCAGUGUAAGAAGAAGAAGAUAAUGCAUGGAAGUCAGAUGACAACUUCAUCUGUAAGUCAUUUUAAUCAUUCCUUUAAUUCCAGCAAGAAUGACGACGAGUUUGAUGCAUUUGGCAGAAGUGUAGCGGCUCAACUGAAGAAGUUUUCUCUGGCUGGCGCGUUGAAGACGCAAGUGAAGAUUCAGUCUCUCCUCACACAGGAACGUAUCAUAGACGCAGUGGAGUCAGAAUCCAUGUCGCCAAAUGAGGAUUACAACAUUACACACACCCCACUCACGCCCGUGUCGCACCAUAGCCAGAGUGAAAUGACGUGUUGCAACUGCAUUCACGAGGCGUCACAACAAGUGUACGCCACAAGUGAAGGUCUCGAUGAUAUAAACUCAACUGAUAUCUUGUCCCAGGCUGUUAAUAGCAUCUUGCCUGAAUGAUAUUUCUUUGUCAGAGUUGUCAGGUAAGUUCUGCAGUAUCGUGCUGAAAGAGACAAAAUAAAUUUUAGCCAUUCAUAACUAUCACAGAAAAUAUAGAAUGGCCCUGUGAAUGCAGCCAUUACAAAGAAUGAUGACGACAGAAAAAAAUUAUUAUGAACUUCAGAUGAAUGUGAAAAUUUAUAUCUAAAUUAAAGUGGUAUGAAUAUUAAAGUUACUGCUGAUCAUGGUUUUCACAAGGGGGAUGGGGGGCAGACUGGCCUGGAUUGAAAACUUAUAACUGACCAAAGACUCUGAGGCUUAUAAAGCCUUCAAAUGUUGUAAAAUUGUGAUUUUUAUAUUAAUUCAUAUGGAAAUCAUCUAGAGAUAUGUUAUAUCUACCAGAAUACACAGCGUUUACACUUUUUCUUCCUUCAGAUUCUGAAUGUUUGUAGAUUAAAUUAUACGAAUACUGUUCCAUACAUAAUCUAUACUAUGUACAUGUCACUAUGUGUAUCAUUUACACAAGCGUAGCAUUAGCGUGUCUCUUCAACAUAAGAUUUACUUGUUGACUAUUACCUACUUGUCUUCUAAUUAACAAUAUAAAUUAGUGAAUAACAAUCUAAUGUAGAUUAUAUACUUUCCACAAUUUUCACUGAAAUGCAUGAACAUAUAUGUUUUAAACUUUGUUUUCUUUCUUCUGUGUCAUUCACUCAUAUAUCAGAAACUGAUUCUUGAGAGAACAUUUUAGGUUCAGAAGGCCUUGACUUUGUAUUGCAAUGUGCAGUACACAAUAUUUAUUGAAGAUUUCUUAAUCUGUAAGUUUUAAAGAGAAACAUAUUUUUAAAAGAUGAUGUCAGUAAUCUGAUACCUGUAGUUUCUAACUGUACAUAAUAAAAAGUAAAGCGUCCCGCUACACGCCUUUGUAGGCGCUUGGAGGUAGCGGAGGUAUA